Messenger RNA from Naumovozyma dairenensis CBS 421, 480 nucleotides. RefSeq lists its product as uncharacterized. The coding region runs from base 1 to 480 and encodes 159 amino acids. Lineage: Eukaryota; Fungi; Ascomycota; Saccharomycetes; Saccharomycetales; Saccharomycetaceae. The record is from RefSeq and is a predicted model, not a curated record. The transcript has a single exon.
AUGUCAGAACAUACUCCCACCUCCACUACUAUAAACGAACGUGAAAAGGCUCAAUUGAAAGGAUACUUGGGAGGAUUGUUUUCAGAUGAACCAAUCAAUGAUCAGUUGACUUUGAAAAGAGUAACAGAUCAUUUUUUUAUUGAUUUAAUAGUGGAUCAUGAUUUUAGGCUUCCUGUCUCUGCAAAUUUAGAUUUGAAUGAAGGAAAACCCGAUGAAGUUAUCGUAGAGAGAAGACAAACUUUUAUUAACCAUUUGAUUGAACAAUUUGAAGAACAACCAGAAGCAAAAGGUAUCUUGCAUGGAUUGAUUACGAAAUAUGGGGAGAAAUUUUUCACUUUUUAUGUCGUUGCCUUGUUUGGUAUAUUUCGCGAAUUUUUCACCACAUUGGAUCAUAAACAAUUGGAAAAGAAACCGAAGAGAUUAGAUUUGGAAAAGUCUCUUUCUUCGUUCCAAGAUACCUACCAAGCAAAUUCCAAAUAA